CUCACUUCCUUCCCUUGGUGCAAGUGAGUGAGUGAGUAAGUGAGUGCGUGCAGGGGAGCAGCAUCGGCAGCCAUGUUGGCAAAGCAAAGCAAAGCCUUGCACAAGCCCCCUGCCCUCCUCGCUGCUUUCAAUUUCUCCCGGAGCUGCUAUCACUCCUUCGGUCUUCCUUUCUUUCUUUCUCGUGGCUUCGCUGCUGUCUGCCAAGCGGCCUUGCUGUUUGUUGCCUGGAGGCCUUCCUCACUCUCCCCCCCUCCCCCCCCUUUUUAUAUGCUGCUACUGCGUCACUCCCGCUUGCAUCUGCACUCUGUGGUUCGUAGUUUGGAUACCUGCUGCCCGGCGCUUGCUUGGCGUCGCGUUUGGAGUUCCUCCGCCAUGGCUUUGGAGGUGUUGGACACGCAGGUGGGCAUCAUCGGGUCUGGCCCUGCCGCGCACACGGCUGCUGUGUAUUGCGCCCGCGCGGAGCUUCAUCCCGUGAUGCUUGAGGGAUGGCUUGCUAAUGGUAUUGCGGCGGGCGGCCAGUUGACAACGACGACGGACGUGGAAAAUUUUCCAGGGUUUCCCGAUGGCAUUCUGGGAUCGGAAUUGACGGAUAAGUUUCGGGCACAGAGCAUCCGGUUCGGCACGCGUGUGUUUUCGGAGACGGUGAAUCGGGUGGACUUCUCGUCGCGUCCAUUCAAGCUGUUCACGGACAACAAGGAAAUUCGCGCUCAGUCUGUGAUCGUCGCGACGGGCGCGGUUGCGAAGCGGUUGGAUUUUCCAGGGUCCGGGGAGGAGUCCGGGUACUGGAACAGGGGCAUAUCGGCGUGUGCUGUGUGCGACGGGGCUGCCCCCAUCUUCCGAAAUAAGCCGCUGGCUGUGAUAGGCGGUGGCGACUCGGCGAUGGAGGAGGCCAACUUUUUGACGAAGUACGCGUCGAAGGUGUAUCUGAUUCACCGGAGGGACACAUUCCGAGCGAGCAAGAUCAUGCAGGCCCGGGCUUUGGGGAACCCUAAAAUCGAGGUGAUAUGGAACAGCUCGGUAGUGGAGGCGAAGGGGAACAAGAGGGGUUUGUUGGCGGAGCUGACGGUGAAGAACCUGGUAACAGGGGCGGAGUCGGGUUUGGAGGUGAGCGGGCUGUUCUUCGCAAUCGGCCACGAGCCUGCGUCGAAGUUUUUGGGGGGGCAAGUGGAGACGGAUGCAGACGGAUACAUCGUGACGAAGCCGGGGACGACUCAGACGAGUGUGAUGGGAGUGUUCGCUGCCGGGGACGUGCAAGACAAGAAGUACCGGCAAGCAAUCACAGCCGCAGGUACGGGGUGCAUGGCAGCAUUGGAGGCGGAGCACUAUCUGCAAGAGCACGGGAUGCAGGAAGGGAAGUCGGAGGACGAACCAGCCGAUCUGACGUCGAAUGGCACAGGAGAAGGGCCGUCGACAAUCGUGAAGCCACCGAUGGUAAUGGCCAACGGGUUGAGUCGGGUGUAGGUCCAGGUGAUGCAUUUUCGGGUAGGAUCGGGACAAGGAGGAGAGCAGUGAGUGCGGAGAAGGUUUCACAUUGAAAUCGAGGAUGAGCACAGCAGGAGAGAACGUCCUGGUAGGCGUAUUCCAGCGUCAAGGGACGGCAUGCCCAAUGGGACCUCCGGAUGACUACAGAUGUUACACUGUGAACGAGAGUUAAGUGGAAUGCUGUAAGCAACUGUGCAGUUGGUGGUGUUCACCCGCACUCGAGAGUGUAUUUGUGUGAAUCACAUGUUGCGUUGAGUCACGACAGGCACCUCUUCCGCUUUGGCAGCUUGUGAGGUGGGCGGGAGGAGAUUCAUAGAAUGUUGCCUGUCAUGGUCACUUGUACCUGGUGAUAUGUCUGGCUUGGUUGUCUUUUGUACCAUUUGAGUGUUUUGGUGAAUAGUGUCAUUGGAACUGAAGAUCUUUUAAUUUGUGUAGAUUAGUUAGUAAAUUUUAGAAUUUUUUCGAAGUCACUUUGCCCUAUUGAGGGAAAUAGUGUCGGAGCCUGGUAGUAGAUGUCUCGCAUUAUCACUCCAGUGCUGUCGAUUAUACUAAUUUCUUUUAUUCUUUUUCGAAACACUGAAGUGGAGAAAUUUUAGUGAUACUCAAAUUUGCACGUGACGCUUUGAGUCGUGACACGUUUGGCUUGUUA
Molecule: messenger RNA, 2131 nt
Organism: Physcomitrium patens
Lineage: Eukaryota; Viridiplantae; Streptophyta; Bryopsida; Funariales; Funariaceae
Product: thioredoxin reductase NTRB
Biological process (GO): removal of superoxide radicals
Cellular component (GO): cytoplasm
Molecular function (GO): thioredoxin-disulfide reductase (NADPH) activity
Source: RefSeq, a predicted model, not a curated record